UGGCCAUAUGUGGUGACAUGCUUGUCUAAUGAACUUCAAUCAGCUGAGGAAAAAUAAUUGGAGAUAAUUUUCUGGAGCUGGAGGUGCUCCGAUGCAUGAGAGACUGGACAAAGAGUGACUGAACGGUAAUCAGGUCGUCAGUGUGGGGCAAGGUGUGGAGUCGAGAGGAUUAUCGCAGGAACUAUGCUGGGGCUCGUUUUCUGUGGGAGAUUCACUCGUUUCGUGAGAAAUGACAGGAGUGCCAUUGGCUGGAGUGCUAGGAGCUAUUUUGCCACGAAUCCAGUGAAUUUUAAUAAGAACUCUUGCCUCAGCAAGUCUAGGCAUGCGAUAUCAGCUGUUGGUGUUAGGUGUUGCAGUGGCAAUGUGAUUGACCGAGCCCAAACGAAAAAGAAUGUUCCCCAAGCGAAGUCAGUUAUCACCCCUGUUAAAAAUCCCCUGAUUGUGGAUGGAGUCACUGGGGGUAAACCAGGGCAACAAAAGAGGAAUUGCUUUCAUCCUGGGGCUUCUACACUCAGCAGGGAUGACCUGCAUCUGAAGGACUAUCCUGCAGUCACUAGUGCGGAUAUGAUCAAGGCCAUGGGGAGUUAUAUUUGGCCAAAGGAAGAUCCUGACGUAAAAAAUCGAGUAAAAGUGGCUGUGGGAUUGCUCGUUGGAGCUAAACUCCUAAACGUUGCAGUUCCAUUCCUCUUCAAACAUGCAAUUGACAAAUUGAAUGCCGCAUCCAUAGCUGCUGGAGGUGAAGCUAUCCUCGGGAUGGGCACAGCACCUGAGACAGUGACGACUGUAGUGACGUCUCUCCUCAUCGGAUAUGGAAUUGCUCGUUUGGGAGCAGCUGGUUUCAACGAGCUCAGAAACGCAGUAUUUGCCAAAGUAGCUCAAGGGUCUAUUCGCAAAAUUGCCAAGAAUGUAUUCUUACAUUUGCACAAUCUGGACUUGGCGUUCCAUUUGUCGAGACAAACCGGAGCGUUAUCCAAGAUGAUCGACCGAGGAAGUCGUGGAAUUAACUUCGUCCUCUCAGCAAUGGUCUUCAACAUCAUCCCGACAGUGUUCGAGCUAGCCCUAGUCAGUACGAUACUAGGAAUAAAUUGUGGCCCUGAGUAUGCGGAAGUGGCGUUUGGAUGCGUUGGGGUCUACGCAGCGUUCACACUGGCCAUCACCCAGUGGAGGACCAAGUUUCGUGUCUACAUGAAUAAAGCUGAGAAUGAGGCUGGGAACAAGGCCGUUGACUCCCUCAUUAAUUACGAGACAGUUAAAUACUUCAAUAAUGAGAAGUUUGAGGCCGAGAGGUACGACGAGUCUCUGAAGAAGUACCAGGAGGCCUCGUUGAAGACUAGCACCAGCUUGGCACUUCUUAAUUUCGGGCAGAAUGCCAUUUUCAGUGCUGCUUUGAGCCUCAUUAUGGUGAUGGCAGCCAAAAAUAUCGCCAAUGGGACGAUGACUGUUGGAGAUCUAGUGAUGGUCAAUGGAUUACUCUUCCAAUUGUCAGUUCCUCUGGGAUUUUUGGGGUCUGUUUAUCGAGAGGUGAGACAAGCUCUCAUUGACAUGCAGACCAUGUUUGCACUUUUGGCUCGUGAUCCCACAAUCAAGACUAAACCUAAUGCAACUCCAUUCUCUGUGACUCCAACCACCUCCGAAAUUGUGUUUGACCGAGUCAACUUUCAAUACGUCGAGGGGAAGACGAUCCUGAACGACAUGAGUUUAACCAUUCCGAGUGGGAAGAAAGUAGCCAUCGUUGGUGGCUCUGGUUCUGGUAAAACUACAAUCGUGAGGUUGCUGUAUAGAUUCUUCGAGCCUCAGGAUGGCAGAAUCACUAUAAAUGGGCACAAUAUUGCAGAUAUUGAUCUCGAUGAUCUUAGGAGGACAAUUGCUAUUGUUCCACAAGAUUCUGUACUCUUCCACGAGUCAAUUUUCUACAACCUCCACUACGGAAACUUGAGCCGAAGCAAGGAAGACGUGUACGAGGCAGCGAAAAUGGCAAAUCUCCACGAGUCCAUUCUCAAAUGGCCCAAGGGCUACGACACACCUGUCGGAGAGAGGGGAUUGAAAUUGAGUGGAGGUGAAAAGCAACGUGUGGCGAUUGCACGUGCGAUUCUGAAGAAUAGCCCCAUUUUGAUAUUCGAUGAGGCCACGUCGUCGUUGGACUCAAUUACCGAAAGUCACAUUUUGGAAGCCCUCCGACGAGCAACAACGGGUCGCACCUCGAUUGUGAUCGCCCACCGUCUCUCCACGGUGAUGGACGCAGACGAGAUUCUAGUCCUCGACAACGGUAAACUAGUGGAACGGGGCACCCACCAGGAGCUCGUCGUCAGCCCCCAGUCGAUCUACAACAGACUCUGGGACGCCCAGAACGCCGGAGUCCUCAAGUCCCAGGAGCAGCAGAAACUACGACAGCAAGGCUCUACCUAACGAAACUCAUCUGUUAGCCCCAAUAACUCAUUGUCGAUUGUAAAAAUCAAAUCAACCCCGAUGAUGAUUUAAUGUAAAUACAGAAUUACGCAAAUGACUGCAUGUGAUAGUAUUUUCGUAAUGUACAUAAAAGAAUAUUUGAAAAAUGAAAGUAAUUGUGGAAAAUAAAGUUGAGUUGACGAAGCAGUUAAAAAAUUCA
Molecule: messenger RNA, 2605 nt
Organism: Diachasma alloeum
Lineage: Eukaryota; Metazoa; Arthropoda; Insecta; Hymenoptera; Braconidae
Gene: ABCB7
Product: ATP-binding cassette sub-family B member 7, mitochondrial
Exons: 11
Coding region: 184-2406 (740 amino acids)
Biological process (GO): transmembrane transport; intracellular iron ion homeostasis
Cellular component (GO): mitochondrial inner membrane
Molecular function (GO): ATP hydrolysis activity; ABC-type transporter activity; ATP binding
Source: RefSeq, a predicted model, not a curated record